AUGUCAUUGAUAGCAGACUUAGCUUGGAUAAAACGUGGAAUACCGAAAGCCGUACCGGACAAGGUAAAGUUGUCGUCAGAAGAAAUCAGAACUUUGAUUCAAGAGGGUGAACCGGAAACUAGCGAAUUAUCCGAUACAGAUGGUGUAGUUAGUGGCGAAACGCAACAACGAAGAGGUAUCCGUGGUUCAAGUCCUGAUGUAGUGGACGAAGGAACGGAUGCUGAUAGAUAUAAAUUGGAUAAAUAUGACGAAAGUGAUGGUGAAAGACCUAAUCCUUUGGCUGGAAUAACAACAUUUACAUCGCCUAUGGAGGAUCCUCAUAUAACGACUUAUGUCAAUAGUGAUGAAGAAGACCAAGAAGAUUUUGAGAUUAAAUCAGAUGAUAAUCUUGUUGCAGUUGCUAAAGUUUAUAAGAAUGAAUAUACGUUGGAAGUGUAUUUAUACAAUGAAGCAGAAAAUGAUUGGUAUGUUCACCACGAUUACAUUUUGGAUGUUCCUCCUUUAUGUUUGGAGCCGAUAUAUUUUGACCCAGGAAGCGACGAUAAAAAAGGCAAUCUAUUAGCUAUUGGUGGUAUAGAUGGAUCAAUAAGUAUCUGGGAUUUGGAUCUGGUGAACUCAGUGGAACCAACAGUAACUCUCGGCAAAAUAAAGACCACAAAAAGAAAGCGACAAAAGCGCGAUGGCAGUGCACAAGAACAUUCUGGUGCUGUACUUUCAUUAGCAUGGAACCGCUUAAUGGAACAUGUUCUAGCAUCUGGAGGCGCAGAUAGUUCUGUGAUUUUGUGGGAUCUCGAAGAAACGAAGCCUGCAACAAUUGCGUCACAUUUUGAUGGAAUGGUACAAGCAGUGGAAUGGCAUCCAACGGAAUCAUCUAUUCUUUUAACAGGGACGUUAUCAAGUCAAGUUGGAUUAACAGAUUGUAGGAAAUUUGAUAAUUUAUCAAGAAAAUGGGAAGUGAGUGGUGAAGUGGAACGACUUACAUGGAAUCAUUUUUCUCCGUAUAAUUUCUUUGUAGUCACUGACAACGGCCAUUUCUAUUACAUGGAUACCCGUAAAAAUGAACCUGUUAUAUCGAAAAAAGUGCAUGACGGAGGUGCUCGCAGCGUAGUGCAAAGUUAUUAUACCAAGGAUUUAUUAUCUACAUGUGGUGAAGAUGGGUUCUUAAAAGUUUGGCGCUUGCGAGAGAGCAGCAGUGAUCUGGAGCUUGUUACAGAGCAUAAUGUAAACCUUGGAGGUCUUCAUAUAUGUCGUUUUUCACCUGAUUCUGGAAGUAUCGUUGCAGUUGGUGGUGAGAAAGAAGAAAUGGUAAAAAUUGUUGAAAUAAGAAAAUUCGAAGAAGUGCGAACGGCAUUCAGUUGA
This is a messenger RNA of Cercopithifilaria johnstoni, 1359 nucleotides long. Lineage: Eukaryota; Metazoa; Nematoda; Chromadorea; Rhabditida; Onchocercidae. The record is from the annotation of a GenBank genome assembly.